GGCUCCUGCAAAUUCCUCCCACCGUCGCCCCUUGGCGCCAAGCGUCUCGAUCAGCGCAAAUCCACUUUCGUGGGCAAUCUUUGGCUCCCGAUUUGCUAAGUUUGAGAGUAGACAUGCAGUCUUCUAUAGUGAGCUGUGGAGAGUCUGUGGAAGGUACAUCCUUUCUCGACUUGGUAUCUUCGUCCGACUACUCAGUAUGCUACUAUUCAUUUCUGGCCAAGGCUCUAAGUACCUGUGAUGCCAGAUGUAUUUGCAUGCACACCCGGCAUUUUCCUUUCCCAGAUGAUGGCCACAGAGAACCCUAGAGUAAUGAUCUACAGUGACAAGAUGAGAAAGCCCAUCGGUAACGAGAGUGCCUAAACACUUAUCCAAUGCUUGUGAGUUAGGGGUUGGACCUGUCUAGGCGUUGAGGGGAAGAUAUAAAGACUCCUGUUAUUUCCUUCAAUGAAGACCAACAACGCUGGAAAGCCAGAGGCAAUCGCUUUUCUUAGUUGAAUUUUACCAUUCUCUAUCUUUCUACCAUGCAGCUCAAGAACGCAAUUCAUCUCACUGUCUUUGGAAGCGCCAUCCUAGCCCUUGCUCACCCCGGGCAUCACGAGGAGCGCGACUCAGCACCUGUGAGGGCAUACAAGAGAGACGUCGGGCAUGGACUGGCGAAUUGUGCCCGCCAGCUAGAAGCCAGUGGUCUUCAAGCUCGUUCUGAAGCGCGCCGUAUGGCAACAGUCCAGUUGCACCGCCGACAGUUGAUCACCCGCGACACCGAUGCCGUGCUGAACAAAUCACAUCAGGCAACCCAUCCCGUGUCGCCGUCGAUGCCUCCUACUGAAAUCUUCAAGGACACAACUCAAAAGGCUUGCAUUCUCGGCCCAACUGCCGAGGGCGAAACCGGUCCAUACUGGAUCCCGGGCGAGCGAGUUCGGUCUGAGAUUCGCGAAGGGCAGCCCGGAGUCCCGGUUAUUCUCGAACAGCAGUAUAUUGACGUCGAAACGUGCAAGCCUAUCCCGCGCCUCUAUGCUGAACUCUGGGGCUGCAAUGCCACUGGAGUUUACUCUGGCCUAGUUGCAGACGGUAAUGGCAACUCCAAUGACCUGAGCAAUCGGAACCGCACAUUUCUUCGUGGCAUUCAGGAAACUGACAUAGACGGUGUUGUCACCUUCGAUACUCUCUUCCCGGGCCACUAUGAUGGACGCACUACGCAUUACCAUAACAUUGCCCAUUUUGGUGCGAAACGUCUGCCAAACAACACCAUUGCCGGUGGGACAGUAGGACAUGUCGCUCAAAUAUUCUGGGACCAGGACCUCAUCGACCAAGUCGAAUCAACCUAUCCGUACAGUACCAACAACAUUCCCAUCACACUUAACUCGGUGGAUCGGGUCGUCAGCCAGGAGACGGAGAACAGUAACUCUGACCCCAUGCUCAACUACGCAUUCCUUGGAGACAACAUCGAAGAUGGAGUCUUUGCCUGGAUCACCGUGGCUGUCAACCUCUCGGCCGUGCACUAUCCAUACUACACCAAUGUUUACACGGCCGAAGGAGCAGUGGAAGUGGAAGGCACUUCGGAUGGAGACCCCAGGGCGGUUGAUGGCGGCCUUCCUCAGAGCUCUGCGGCAUAGGUUUAUGUGUCACAGGGCGGCACAUGCUCCAGUAUAUAGUCGCUCCUUAUUAUAAUGCAAGGAUUUAAAGUUGAUUAAACAUGAAGUCAAGCCUGCCUUCGUAAUCGUAUACUUUACCGCAUUCUGGAAAACCG
Aspergillus pseudotamarii is the source of this 1747-nucleotide messenger RNA. Its product is annotated as intradiol ring-cleavage dioxygenase. Lineage: Eukaryota; Fungi; Ascomycota; Eurotiomycetes; Eurotiales; Aspergillaceae. Bases 522 to 1613 code for a protein of 363 amino acids. The record is from RefSeq and is a predicted model, not a curated record. The transcript has a single exon. Gene Ontology annotation, molecular function: iron ion binding; oxidoreductase activity, acting on single donors with incorporation of molecular oxygen, incorporation of two atoms of oxygen.